Molecule: messenger RNA, 573 nt
Organism: Porites evermanni
Lineage: Eukaryota; Metazoa; Cnidaria; Anthozoa; Scleractinia; Poritidae
Source: the annotation of a GenBank genome assembly
AUGAUAACGUGGACCCAAAAUAUAGGCUGUGGGGCUGUUUCGACGAGACCAUUGACCACCUGGUCUCUGGCCUGCCCUGAACUGGCUAAAAUUGAAUACAUCCACCGCCACAACAAGGCAGCUGUACACAUGCACUGGAAGAUCUACAAAAAAGAGUUUGGCAUUGAGGUGAAGGAAGGAUGGUAUGAGCAUGAACCCAAGACUGUCACCGAGAAUGACAGCGUCACUCUUCUGUGGGACAUGCCCAUCCACACUGACAGGACCAUAGCAGCUAAUAGGCCAGACAUUGUGCUAAAGAGCAAGAAGGAUAAAAUCUGCCUUCUCACUGACAUGACUAUACCCCUCGACACCAAUACCUCAGUCAAAACCACAGAAAAGCUUUCCAAAUACGAAUGUGGGGGCUCAAAAUGACAAUGUCCAGUCCUGGUGGUUAUGGGGGCCCUUGGCACUAUCAAGAAGGACAUGGAAAGCUACUCCAACAAAAUCCCUGGCAACAUCAACAUACAUGAACUCCAGAAAAUAACUCUCCUUUCUACAGUCCACCUUCUCAGGCGGGUCCUUUCAAUCAAGUAG